Messenger RNA from Toxoplasma gondii ME49, 2794 nucleotides. Its product is annotated as UDP-galactose transporter subfamily protein. Gene Ontology annotation, biological process: pyrimidine nucleotide-sugar transmembrane transport. NCBI's taxonomy places the organism in Eukaryota, Apicomplexa, Conoidasida, Eucoccidiorida, Sarcocystidae. The transcript has a single exon. The record is from RefSeq and is a predicted model, not a curated record. Gene Ontology annotation, cellular component: Golgi membrane. Gene Ontology annotation, molecular function: UDP-galactose transmembrane transporter activity. The coding region runs from base 1195 to 2379 and encodes 394 amino acids.
CUGAAAUAUCUAAAAUGGCGUAUGUGCACCUGAUCUUCUCGGCUGCGACUGCGGAAAACGCAAAAGUUUUCAUUUCGCUGCUGCUUCGGUAGAAGACACGGAAAAUCCCAUCGGUAAAAGUUCAGUAUGGUCGGGACCCCUAGGCAGAGAAGAAAAAAGAGUGCACGUCUAAGCGAAAUGCGUAACUAGGAGGGGUGUACAUGCAGGGGAACGACUGUCGGCCGAAAGCAAUGUCCCACUUUGGGGGUGAUACGUGAUUUACACCCGUCUUUAGUAGACUUACGGAAUCGAAUACGUCUUCGGAUUGCCAAUAAGAAGCAAAACUUACCGUAAGCGAACGGGCUAACAGUAUACAGAGCAGCGGAGGGGGGCUCGGCGACUGGUCACGACACCUCCCAACAGCUGACUGGUUCUGCUUGGGGGCCCAUCACAACGAUAUUCCGGAGGAUUUUCUUGUGCACUUCUGAAAAUGUCUUCUGAUUGCGAAUUCACAAGAGCGGUAGAUGGUUUUAAGCGAAGGGCACAGGCGGUCGCUUCAUUUAUCGGUGCACACUUGCUGGCAUUCUGCACCGAGGGGAAACGGUUUUAAACAGCUCGACCCAUGUGCGUUAUGAUCCUCUGCGCUCUGGAGAGGCGCUUCGAUAACAAAUUGACAAGGAUGUUCUUCACAUUUUGGUGUUGUCUUCCAGGGACCAAAUUUCCGCCUCUUUUUCUGCAUAGUCAGAAGUUGAAUAGGGCGCUGUCUUGAGCCGUACUCUUGUAACCUCCCUCCCUGCGUGUGGCAAAAAAAUGGGCUACUCUCCAGGGCACGAUGGUGUGCUGAUGAAGGAAACGAAUGUCCAUUUUGGCUUGUCGAUGUUUGUGGAUAAGCUUCCCCGAUGCUCUGGUAGCUGCAUGUUAACUUAGUAGGGCGUGCAUAUACGAAUUGAUGGUCUAUCGCUCUGGCCGUGCCCAUUCCCUCGCCUACUACGGCUUGCGCGUAUAUAUGUGUUCCAAAGGUGAUGCGCGUAUACACUGCCUGACGGUGUUUUGUUGUACAUUAAAGGUCAGUUGCUUGAUAUAUACAUAUAUAGAUAGAUAUCUGCAUAGGUUUCUUUCAUGUGAUCCUAUUUCUGAGCGAGGUUACGCACUCUCUUCCCCGCAUUCACGUCUCUGCAAAAGCAGCAAAGCUUGUGAUGAAGGCAACGGAACAAAAUGACUGGUCGUGGCGCGGACGAAGCGACUCCUCCAAAAUUCGUGGGGAGACUCCCUAUGAAGUGGGUCGCGUUUUUUCUCUUGGUUGUUCAGACGGUCGCAGCCGUCCUCGUGCUACGCGUCUCUCGUCUUCCUACCAAAUCUGACGAUGGUGCCAGUCGUCAGUACUUGAACACGACCGCGGUAACUAUGGCUGAAUUGGUAAAACUGGUUGCAGGAGUCCUUAUUGUUUGCGGGGAAAACCGCUGGAGUAUUUUAUCCACGGGAAGAGUUCUGAAUGCGGCAAUUUGUCAUUCGCCGAUUGCCAUGCUGCAAGUGGGAGUGCCGGCGGUUCUGUACACGCUGCAAAACAAUUUGAUUUUUGUGGCACUCUCCAACUUGUCCGGAGCUGUCUACCAGGUGACAUACCAGUUUAAAAUCCUCACAACAGCCGUGCUGUCGGUUCUCAUUCUCCACAAGCGCCUGCCCUUGGUGAAGUGGGUGGCACUUCUGAUCCUAACGGGCGGCGUUGCAAUUAUUUCGCUCCCUUCAGGAGAUUCCACCACCUCCCAUGGAAAUUUGAAUCAAGGGAAUCCAGUAAUAGGCCUGAUUGCGGUUUUUUCGGCCUGCUUGACUAGCGGUUUCGCCGGCGUUUACUUGGAAAAAAUCCUCAAGGAGACUCCUGUGAGCAUCUGGGUACGAAACAUCCAGCUGGCUCUGUAUGGAACAGUCUUAGCUGUGCUGGGGGCCUACUGGAACGACGGGGACAAAAUUCAACAGUACGGAUUCUUUCAAGGAUACAACGUAAUAGUGUGGAGUGCCGUGCUUCUACAGGCACUUGGCGGCCUCAUUGUGGCUGCUGUCCUCAAGUACGCAGACAAUAUUCUCAAGUGUUUUGGUAACGCUCUCUCGAUUGUUCUGUCCUGCUUCGUUUCCUGGUGGGUCAUCGGCGACUUCGUCCCCUCAACCCUCUUCUCCGUUGGAGCGGCUCUCGUCUUAACGGCAACGUUUCUCUACACCGCUGAACCAGUCGCGGUCGCUCAGGCAUGGCGAAACGUGGCGGCACGUUUUGAGAAAUACCCUGGGCAUGGGAGGACACCGCAUUUCUCCCCUGUCUCAACCACCGAUGUAAACGAGGCCGUCGAACUCUCCGAGACCGGAGACGAGGAUAGGCUUCGCGGUGAGUGGUGCGACAAGCGUUCGUGAAACAGUGUGAUGUUACUCAAGCCCAUGCAGUGGGAAUAUCCACCAGCAGACAGUACAGAGACGGAGAGACCAGUGAAUGUGUUUUACUUGUCUGGCGUGCUAUCAUUGUAUGUGAAUGCAUGUGUGAAAGCGUUUCUCCUGCCACGGUGUGGGAACACGUCUGUCUGUCAGUUUAUGCCGUCUCGCUCGUGUGGCUAUCUACUGUCAAACAGGCGCGACACCGGCGUUGUACCGCAUCGGGGGAAACGAGGGAGCUAAUGCCGAAGUGGUUGGUUCCUUCCAGAACCAGUGUUCUGGCUUCGCAUAGCAGUGCCUGGGAAAGCUCGCUUUUGUCGUCAUCAGCGCUCGUGGAGUCAAUGAAGGGAACGAAUUACACGUGGAGAGUGCGAGUGAACGUGGGACUAUUGUCGGAAGG